This is a messenger RNA of Lymnaea stagnalis (great pond snail), 5776 nucleotides long. NCBI's taxonomy places the organism in Eukaryota, Metazoa, Mollusca, Gastropoda, Lymnaeidae. The record is from the annotation of a GenBank genome assembly.
CUCCAACAUGUCCUGCUGCACUGGACAGGUCAACAACAUCAAAGAGGCAGAGCGGCUUGCCGGUCUUUUAAAUGUACGGCAACACUUUUCAAAGGGGCAGAAUGUAGAGGAUGAGUAGUCAGAGGCUUGUACUUGUACAGUUCGCUAUUUAAGAGACAUGAAAGGGGCAGAAUGUAGAGGAUGAGUAGUCAGAGGCUUGUACUUGUACAGUUCGCUAUUUAAGAGACAUGAAUGGGGAAACAAUGUGUCCAUUUGGUCUAUUGUCUUAUCAACUUGUCACAUGUCACUGUAAGCCUAAAAUCACUCUGGUAACGAAAAUAUCAAACAAGGAUUCCCAAUGCCAAAAAAAAAUAAGUACGGGGAAUUAAAAAAAAAUAUAUUUUUUAUCGAUAAAAAUAAAUUAUCUCAUCUUAUUAAUAACAUCCCUCACAGCUAUAUGCCAUUGAGACACAAGGAUGGAAGAUUCUAACAUAAGAAAAAUAUGAAAGUUGAAGACCGGGUUAUGAACCCCGAGGCUAAUUUUGUUUAUUUUGGCUGGAAUCAAUUUCUGGAGAGAGAAAAAAAUUUAAAUAGAUGAUGUUUUGUAACAUUUGAGAUAUUAGUUUGGAAAUGAGGGAAUGUAUUGCAAUGUAACUAUCAACAUCUCACUUACAUAAUUAGAUCUAAUGACCUAUUCAACUUUCAACAUAUCACUUAUAUAAAUAGAUCUAAUGACCACUUCAACUAUGAAAAUAUCCAUUUUUUCUUGAUGAACUGUUUAAGUUACACGCUCGUUACACAGUGACGUAGGAAAGGGCGUGCGUACAAUGCACAGUGACGUAGGAAAGGGCGUGCGUACAAUGCACAGUGACAUAGGAAAGGGCGUGCGUACAAUGCACAGUGACGUAGGAAAGGGCGUGCGUACAAUGCACAGUGACGUAGGAAAGGGCGAGCGUUCAAUGCACAGUGACGUAGGAAAGGGCGUGCGUACAAUGCACAGUGACGUAGGAAAGGGGGAGCGUUCAAUGCACAGUGACGUAGGAAAGGGCGUGCGUACAAUGCACAGUGACGGAGGAAAGGGGGUCCGGUCAAUGCACAGUGACGGAAGACGCAGGAAAGGGCGUGCGUUCAAUGCACAGUGACGAAGGAAAGGGGUGCGUUCAAUGCACAGUGACGUAGGAAAGGGCGUGCGUACAAUGCACAGUGACGUAAGAAAGGGGUGCGUUUUUGCACAGUGACGUAGGAAAGGGGGUGUGUACAAUGCACAGUGACGCAGGAAAGGACGUACGUUCAAUGCACAGUGACGUAAGAAAGGGGUGCGUUUGUUGCACAGUGACGUAGGAAAGGGGGUGUGUACAAUGCACAGUGACGCAGGAAAGGGCAUGCGUUCAAUGCACAGUGACGUAGGAAAGGGGUGCGUUCAAUGCGCAGUGAAGUAGGGAAGGGGGUGCGUUCGAUGCACAGUGAUGCCGGAAAGGGCGUGCGUUCGAUGCACAGUGACGUAGAAAAGGGGGUGCGUUCGUUUAUGUUCAAAUGCAAAGGGUUUAUUUUUUUGUGGAGGCGGGUCAAAAUACUCAGACCGCCCUGGGCUGCACUAAACCUUGUUACGCCUUGGUAUGUUGUUGGUGAAUCGACGUUUUUAUAGGUAGGUCCAACGGGAGAAGUGUGUGUAUGUGUUGGUGGUUGGGGUUAAUGUAAUAACUGAUAGGGUAAAUUUGACAAUGAAAAAGAACUUGAUAGAAAAGAUGGUGCGGACAGAUGGCAAUCUUUGGUUCCAAUAGAAGUAUGGUACUGUCCGUGGAAGUAUGGUACUGUCCGUCGGGUCACCAAAUAUCUGCCAUGGGCCUGCAGUGUUUUACAUCAUGAAAGGCUGUACUGGUGGUCAUCACAGAAUAUGUUUGGUCAUGUGUGCUUAAAUUAGAUUUGAAAAAAUAAAAUAAAGUGGGUGGUUUUGUGGGGGGGGGGAGGGUGUCCGUUACUGUCCCCUCCUUCAUGCAAGCUUAAUUGUUUGGAACAUUAACGUCAUGUAAUGAUAUUUUUGUGGUACCAUGGAAGAAAGGUAAAUAUAUUUUGGUGGUUGCUUUGAUGCAAUGUAGUGAUAUUUUGGUGGUAGCCUUUACGUCAUCUAGUGAUGUUUUGGUGGUAGCAAUAACGCAAAAUAAUGAUAUUUUAGUGGCAAGGUGCAUGAAUGACAAACCAAAACUUUGAAAAAUGCUGAAUUCUGUAUAACCUUUUGAAAAACAAAUCUCUUGUACUUGGUGUUUGAACACAGAACAACGCCUGCAAUUCACUGCUGAAGAAACAUUUGACCAAAGAAAGACUCGACGCCUUGAAGAAGAGGAAGACCAAGCUCGGCGGCCAACUUGCUCACUGUAUUGUCUCGGGGUGCCUCAAUCUCGACAGCAGUGUCGGCAUCUACGCUUGUGACCCGGAAGCGUAUACGACUUUCAGUGAUCUUUUCGACCCGGUGAGUGAGAAACUUACAUCGGCUAAUCCUAAGCCUGGGAUUAGGCGACUAUGUGAAUAUUGUUAGGAUAAGGUGACUAUGUGAAUGGGGUUCAGAUUAGGUGACUAUGUGAAUGUGAAGUCUUAGUCUAUAUCCCCGUAACUCACAGCUGUGUGUAGUCGUAGUCUACAUCCCCAUAUUUUCACAUUAUUUUGGAAUCAUAUUCAACAUCCCUCGUACCUUACAGCCGUGCAUAUUCGUAGUCUACAUCCCCAGUACCUUACAGCCGUGUAUAUUCGUAGUCUACAUCCCCCGUACGUUACAGCCGUGCAUAUUUGUAGUCUACAUCCCCAGUACCUUACAGCCGUGCAUAUUCGUAGUCUACAUCCCCAGUACGUUACAGCCGUGCAUAUUCGUAGUCUACAUCCCCAGUACUUUACAGCCGUGCAUAUUCGUAGUCUACAUCCCCAGUAUGUUACAGCCGUGCAUUUUCGUAGUCUACAUCCCCAGUACCUUACAGUCGUGCAUAUUCGUAGUCUACAUCCCCAGUACCUUACAGCCGUGUAUAUUCGUAGUCUACAUCCCCCGUACGUUACAGCCGUGCAUAUUCGUAGUCUACAUCCCCAGUACCUUACAGCCGUGCAUAUUCGUAGUCUACAUCCCCAGUACGUUACAGCCGUGCAUAUUCGUAGUCUACAUCCCAAGUACCUUACAGCCGUGCAUAUUCGUAGUCUACAUCCCCAGUACGUUACAGCCGUGCAUAUUCGUAGUCUACAUCCCCAGUACCUUACAGCCGUGCAUAUUCGAAAUCUACAUCCCCCAUAUCUUACAGCCGUCCAUAUUCGUAGUCUACAUCCCUCUUUUCUAACAGCCGUGCAUAUUCGAAGUCUACAUCCCUCGUACCUUACAGCCGUGCAUAUUCGAGAUCUACAUCCCUCGUAUCUUACAGCCUUGCAUAUUCAAAGUCUACAUCCCUCGUACCUUACAGCCGUGCAUAUUUGUAGUCUACAUCCCUCGUACCUUACAGCCGUCCAUAUUCGUAGUCUACAUCCCUCUUUUCUUACAGCCGUGCAUAUUCGAAGUCUACAUCCCUCGUACCUUACAGCCGUGCAUAUUCGAGAUCUACAUCCCCCGUACCUUACAGCCGUGCAUAUUCGUAGUCUACAUCCCCCGUACCUUACAGCCGUCCAUAUUCGUAGUCUACAUCCCCCGUACCUUACAGCCGUGUUUAUUCGUAGUCUACAUCCCCCGUACCUUACAGCCGUGCAUAUUCGUAGUCUACAUCCCCCGUACCUUACAGCCGUGUUUAUUCGUAGUCUACAUCCCCGGUACAUUACAGCCGUGCAUAUUCGUAGUCUACAUCCCCCGUACCUUACAGCCGUGCACAAUUGUAGUUAAUAUCCUCUACCUCACAGCCGGGUUGCCAUAGUCUCUAUCCCCGUAGUAUGUUGUAGUAUGACUAUCAAUAGUUGAUGUCGAGCCUUUGCAAAUGAUAAGAGUAAAUAACAAGACGUGAUCAAACAGUUGUGCUGUUUUAGCAAAUCCUUGUGAAAAUCUGUCCUAGACCCUGCUGCGAUAUGAUAUCCCAAUAACGCAAUCUUACAUUGCAAUAUCUUAGAACUGGUUGUUUUGUCAACUUGAUGUCAAUAUUUGUUCAUGAACAAAAAAACAAAAAAAACAAAGAACCUGUCUUCCAUUGUAGUCUUAUUGCGUGCUAAUUUUUCUGUGUUCCUAGAUCAUCAAAGACUACCACAAAACCGACGUUCUCAACCACCCCAAGCCGUACUUUGGCGCCGACGAGUUGAAGUGUGGAAACCUGGACAAAUCCGGGACCCGGAUCGUGUCCACGCGUGUCCGUGUGGCGAGAAGCCAUAACGGCUUCCCCUUCCCGCCGCUGCUCACUGUAGAGAAGAGGUCAGACUCGUUCAAUAUCCCAAACUUAAAAGAAGUGGGACCGAUUGCUCUUACAAUGCGUAGCUUUCAAAUAGUAAGAACACCUCAGCGCACCGAAAUAGUAUGAAGUAGUGCAUCAGUUGAAUCAGUUGAAAGAAGUAAAUAUGAAGUAAAUAUGAAGUUGGUUGAAUCAACAAGUUGUUCACUUGAAAGAUUGGACACGGACUAGAUGAACAUGGGCUAACAUUCAGUUCCAGCAUAACUCUAGCUAUACGAGCAUGUCCUAAUUCUACAUCUAAUCACCCUUUUUUAAAUGAUAGGGCUUUAACACGGGCAACGGCAACCAUUUACUUGUAUAAUUAUUGCUAUUUCUUACAUUUAUCUUGCAUUCUUCUCAUCGGACUUUUUGUUAUUGAGAUGUAAAUUCCAUUUCUGGUAAAUGUACAACUAGAAGCACGGUAACACCAUUAUCAUAGGGUCUAGAAUGAUGCAGAUUUCAUUAGACGGUUAAAAAACAAUCUGGGUCUGAGAUUACUGUCUUAGACUCUGGUUCUUGACAUCACUCAAGUCGUCUACAGGUGCCGAUACAGAUUGUCGAGAAGCGUUUCUUCUGUAUGGCCAAGUCUUUCACUUCAUUCGGUUCAGCAGUACAUCAUACAGCAACAGUCACCAAUGCAACAAAUAUUAACCGGUUUUUUGUACACAAAAGUUUAUUUAACACUACUUGAUGAACAAGACUUGAUAUAUAAUUUCAGAAUUUGAUAAUAAAAUCACUCCAACCAAAUAUUAAUCAAUAUACCAAUCCAAACACUUUUUCCAGUAUAUCCGCCAUCAAUUCUCUCAGCACAACACUUAGCAGUAUUCAAUUCACAACAGUCAAUGUAGCACAUCCGCCAUCUAUCUUCUCUAACCACAACGAAAACUAACGCGUCACUUCCCACUACACCAUUACGUCACAACACUCUCACACAAACGAUACGGCUGCACAUAAAAUCUCUAACUAACAUCUUUUCCCUAUCAAACAUGACAACAACGCUCUACACAUAACAACAGUGAUUCUCAUACCCUCGACACAGAUGCGUGUACAUACAGCUUGACAUUUUGAGUUGAUUAGAUUUCUCGGCUGCAAAAUAUAUUUCUAACUCUUCUUCAUGAACUUUUAAGUGUGUCUCUCGGAGCUUCUGCCAUCUUGAGUAUAAAGCCAUAAUACAAAUUUAUGAUACAGACUCAUGAUAAAAACUCAUGAUACAAACUAAAUCAUGAAAUAAACUCAUGAUACAAACGCAUGGUAACAACUCUCUCUGCCCCAGGUUACAGAUGGAGCGCAUGACCGUGGCGGCCUUGAAGCUCCUGAAAGGUGAGCUGGCCGGGACCUACUACCCACUGUCUGGUAUGAGCAAAGAAGAGGAGGAGAAGCUCGUCAAAGAUCAUUUCUUGUUUAACGACAGCAACAGGUAA